Messenger RNA from Erinaceus europaeus (western European hedgehog), 729 nucleotides. It is a transcript of the gene CLEC3B, whose product is annotated as C-type lectin domain family 3 member B. The transcript is spliced from 3 exons. The record is from RefSeq and is a predicted model, not a curated record. Gene Ontology annotation, biological process: bone mineralization; ossification. Lineage: Eukaryota; Metazoa; Chordata; Mammalia; Eulipotyphla; Erinaceidae. Bases 56 to 664 code for a protein of 202 amino acids.
UGCAGCCCAAGCCACAGCUGCCAUAGCUUUCUGGCCAGCCCGUCAGAGCAGCAGCAUGGAGCUUGGGGGGGCCUAUCUGCUCCUCUGUCUCUUCUCCCUCCUGACCCUUGUCACCACUGAGUCGCCAACCCCCAAGGUCAAGAAGGUUGCAAAUGCCAAGAAAGAAGCCGUGAGCCCCAAGAUGUUUGAGGAGCUCAAGAGUCAGCUGGACAGCCUGGCGCAGGAGGUGGCUCUGCUGAAGGAGCGGCAGGCCCUGCAGACGGUCUGUCUGCAGGGCACCAAGGUGCACCUCAAGUGCUUCCUGGCGGUGGCGCAGGCGCGGCCGUUCCACGAGGCGAGCGAGGACUGCAUCUCGCGGGGCGGCACCCUGGGCACCCCGGGCUCGGCGGCCGACAACGAGGCGCUGCUGGACUACGUGCGCCGCAGCCUGCGCGCCGACGCCGAGGUGUGGCUGGGGCUCAGCGACCUGGCGGCCGAGGGCGCCUGGGUGGACCCCGCGGGGGGCGCCGCCACCUUCCGCAACUGGGAGACGGAGCUCACGGCGCAGCCCGACGGCGGCCCCGCGGAGAACUGCGCCGCCCUGGCAGCCGCGUCCGGGGGUCGCUGGUUCGACCGGCGCUGCCGGGACCCGCUGCCCUACACCUGCCAGUUCGCCAUCGUGUAGGGGCAGGGGGCGGGUGCAGGGGCGGGUGCAGGGGUGCAGGGGAACGGGCUGCCCUACACCUGCCA